AUGACAUCAAGUCUUUCAGCUAUAUUUAGUUAAAGAAACAAAAAGAGCAGAGACUUUACUGAAACGUUUUAUACUAAGGUCUCAAAAUUUGUUUCUAGGAUAAAAUUUCCCCACAUUAGAUCUGUUUCUGGAUCUCAUUAAAAAAAUUCAAUUGAUCAUGGAGUGAGAUCACCAAUGAAAAUAGAAAGCUUUAAAGCCCUAAACCAAACUAUUAAAGAAGAUUAGAUAAAUGAGUGCUUGAAUAUUUUAGAUGAAACCAAGAAUGAGAAUGAAUUUUUGAUUGAUGGAAUUGAAAAAUAUGACUAUUCUAGGUCAGAUAAUUUUGUUUUGAAAUUGACUGAUAUAAUUCAAAAGUAAAAUGAUGAGAUACAAAAACUCCGCAAAAAGCUACAGAAAAAGAUUAAUGGAAGAAAACCGAAGUCUGAAGGAGAAAUUACAAAUACUUGA
This is a messenger RNA of Stylonychia lemnae, 447 nucleotides long. The record is from the annotation of a GenBank genome assembly. NCBI's taxonomy places the organism in Eukaryota, Ciliophora, Spirotrichea, Sporadotrichida, Oxytrichidae.